Messenger RNA from Arachis ipaensis, 305 nucleotides. RefSeq names its product glutathione S-transferase T1-like. Lineage: Eukaryota; Viridiplantae; Streptophyta; Magnoliopsida; Fabales; Fabaceae. The record is from RefSeq and is a predicted model, not a curated record.
UGUGGCGUAGAUAGAAAGAAAGCAAAAAGGAAAAGAUAUUGAAGGUGAAGGUGUAUGCGGACCGCAUGUCCCAACCAUCUCGUGCCGUUCUUAUCUUCUGCAAAGUUAAUGGAAUAGAAUUCGACGAGAUUAGAGUUGAAAUCUCCAAAAGACAGCAGUUAUCUCCCGAAUUUGCAGCUAUCAACCCUUUCAAGAAACUCCCUGCUAUUGUUGAUGGAAGGUUCAAGCUAUUCGAGAGAUUUCGUGGAUGGAGAAGUUUUUGCGGAAGAGAACUGAGAUCACUGCGCCUGUUCUAAUGACACCAG